This is a messenger RNA of Seriola dumerili (greater amberjack), 4508 nucleotides long. RefSeq names its product SH3 domain-binding protein 4-A-like (gene sh3bp4a). Bases 82 to 2973 code for a protein of 963 amino acids. Lineage: Eukaryota; Metazoa; Chordata; Actinopteri; Carangiformes; Carangidae. The transcript is spliced from 5 exons. The record is from RefSeq and is a predicted model, not a curated record. Gene Ontology annotation, cellular component: cytoplasm. Gene Ontology annotation, molecular function: protein binding.
CUUCUCACUUGGCACCUUCUCUGAGCGCUCGGGCUUCCGGCCAGCAAGAGAUGAAAAGCUGCCAGUGAGCAAACGUUUACGAUGGCUGCCCAUCGAAUCAUCAGAGUGACGAACAACAACCACAUCCUCCCUCGCUGUAAGUCUGAGGGGACACUCAUCGACCUCAGUGAAGGGGUCACCGGGGCCAGUCUCAGCGAUGUCAAAGUGCCUUCUCCCAGUGCCUUAAGGCUGGACACUUCCUCCUCCUACGGAGCUGCACAGGAAGUUGUCGCCAUAAAGGAUUAUUGUCCCAGCAGCUUCACCACGCUGAAAUUCUCCAAAGGUGAUCGCCUCUAUGUGCUGGACACAUCAGGUGGAGAGUGGUGGUACGCCCACAACAACACGGAAAUGGGCUACAUCCCAGCCGCCUACGUCCAGCCGGUCAACUUCAGGAACUCAUCGCUUAGCGACAGUGGGAUGAUCGACAGUCUCGGGGAGGGAUACGAGGAAGGGUCAAAGGAGUUUGGAGGUUUAGGGGAGUGGACAGGGAUGACCCUGAAGCCCUCCCCAAUGUAUAACAACAGCCCCUUCUCUGUGAACCCCUUUAUCUGUCCAUUAGAUCAAAACUGCAAAGACAUUGGUGUAAGGAACUCAGCUGACCUUAUUCUGUUUGACGCUCUUGCAUCUCCAUCAUCCUGCUCCAACUUUAACACUAGCACUAUCAUGACCAAUGGGUUCAGCAGCUACCAUAUUAACAAUACCACCCCCACCUGCCCAAACCAAGAGGUUGUCCCUAACGUCCACAGGGAUAAUCCAUUUUUCAGGAGUAAACGUUCCCAUAGUCUGUCAGAGCUGUCUGUUCUGCAGGCGCAAUCUAAUCCAACCUUACCUUCUUCGGGAUUCUUCACGGGCCUUAAGGCUCCCUCACCGGAGCAGUUUCAGAGCAGGGAGGACUUUAGGACUGCUUGGUUGAACCACAGAAAGCUAGCCAGGUCUUGCCAUGACCUCGACUCCUUGGGCCAGAGUCCUGGGUGGGGCCAGACACAGCCGGUGGAGACCAACAUAGUGUGCAGGUUGGACAGUAAUGGAGGGGUAGUUCAGCUUCCAGACACCAAUAUCAGCGUACACAUCCCCGAGGGCCACGUCAGCCAUGGAGACUACCAGCAGAUCUCCUUGAAAGCCUUACUGGACCCCCCACUGGAGCUCAACACAGACCACUGCUCCACCGUGAGCCCCGUGGUGGAGAUAAAGCUCAACAACAUGGAGACCAAGUCCUUCAUCACGCUGGAGAUGAAGGUAUCAGUAACUAUGAAGAAAGAGACCUGUCACACUGCUGAAGUGCUUUGUGUUCGCAGCGAUUGCAAAGAGGGGCCUUACAUACCGAUCCCUAAUGCUUACAUUUAUAAAGAUACAGUCCAGGUGCAGUUGGACAGUCUAGAGCCCUGCAUGUAUCUGGCCGUUGUGGUUCAGUCUCAGUGCAUCAGCCACAAUACGACUGUUUGGGACCAUGUGCAAAGGAACGUGACUUUGGGUGUCUAUGGACCCAAGCACAUCCACCCUUCCUUCAAGACAGUUGUGGCCAUGUUUGGGCAUGACUGUGCCCCUAAGACCUUGUUGGUAAGCGAAGUGGGUCGGCAGGCUACGUCAACUCCACCGGUGGCCCUCCAGCUGUGGGGGAAGCACCAGUUCAUACUGGGACACCCUCAGGACCUUCGCGUGGGAUUGUACUCUAACAUGUCCAACUACCAGGUGAAGGCAAGCGAGGGCACCGGGGUGAUUAGGGGAUUUCAGGUCAAACUGGGGAAGGUCAGCAGGCUCCUGUACAUGAUAACAUCACACAACCCCAACAGCAUCUCAGACUUCACUCUCAGGGUCCAAGUCAAGGACGCCCUCGACUGUAUCCUCACCCAGUUCUGUGUCCAAACUCCACAGCCUCCGCCAAAGACCGGAGCGAGGAUAACAGGUCAGAGGAGGUUCUUGAAGAAGAAAGAGGUGGAUAAGAUUGUCCUCUCACCGCUGGCUGUCACCUCCAAAUACCCAAAGUUUCAGGACCGGUGCAUUACCAACCUGAAAUUUGGUAAAUUGAUCAAAACGGUGAUCAGGCAGCACAAGAGCACCUAUUUGUUGGAGUACAAGAAGGGUGAUGUUAUUGCUUUGCUAAGCGAGGAGAAAAUCAAACUGCGAGGGCAGCUGCGGACCAAAGAGUGGUACAUUGGAUACUAUCAGGGGAAGAUGGGGCUUGUCCAUGCGAAGAACGUUUUGGUUCUGGGUAAGGUCAAGCCCAUUUAUUGGUGUGGGCCGGACCUAACGACCACCAUGCUGCUGGAGCAGAUCCUGAAGCCUUGCAAAUUCCUUACGUACAUCUACGCAACCGUGAGGACGGUUUUAAUGGAGAAUGUGGGAAACUGGAGGGCGUUUGCAGAUGCCCUGGGGUAUGGGAAUUUGCCGUUGAAUUACUUUUGCCGGACCGAGCUGGACAACGAGCCGGAGAAGGUGGCGUCGGUUCUGGAGAAACUCAAAGAGGAGUGUACCAAUAUGGAGAACAAGGAGAGGAAGUCCUUCCAGAGGGAACUAAUGCUGGCGUUGCUGAAGAUGGACUGCCAGGGUCUGGUUGCCAGGUUGGUGCUGGACUUUGUGUUGUUGACCACGGCGGUGGAGGUGGCGUCCCGGUGGAGGGAGCUGGCUGAGAAGCUGGCCCGAGUGUCCAGACAGCAGAUGGAGGCUUACGAGGCUCCGCACCGCGACAAGAACGGACUUCUGGACAACGAGUCCAUGUGGAAGCCCGCCUACGACUUCCUCCUGACGUGGGCCGCCCACGUCGGGGACAGCUAUCGAGACGUGAUCCAGGAGCUCCACCUGGGCCUGGACAAGAUGAGGAACCCCAUCACCAAGAGGUGGAAGCACCUGACCGGCACGCUCAUCCUCGUCAACUGCCUCGACACCCUGCGCAGCGCCGCCUUCUGCCCCACCGGGUACGGAGACUUUGCUGUCUGAACCUUGGGGAACUCUUCUGCUUGUGGUGGAAGUUACUUUGUCUGAAGUGUGGCUGACUUUAUGGACACGAUGUUCGGGAUGGACUCCAAGGAUUCGACCGUGAAUCUCUAGGCUUUCCCCAGCCGUCCAUCUUUAGGUGCGGUCUUGCUUGGAGUCUCGGAUCAGUAUUGAUGCAACACUGACGAGCACCAGAGGUCAAAUGAAUUCUGACAUUGGAAAAGUCAAAGAGUGAACUGAAGGAUCUGGAUCUUGUUACGUCUGUUCUGCUUCUGCUUGUCCUUGUACUCUUCUCCAUCUCCUCUCUAUCUCUACCCUUUUUCUUCAUCUCUUUCCACCUCUUCCUCAUCUCGUCUUUAUCCUUUCUCAUCCUAAACUAUCACAUUUUGACUGUUAAUAUUCUGUCCGCCCAAGCUUUCCAUGUUGGUUUGUGAUUUCUGUCACUACGGCCCUCAGGACAUCAGAGACCUAAACCACUGCAGAACAUAACCCGACAUACUGUGAACUCUGACCUCUCCUCCAUCUUUUAACGUUGAUUUGACCCCCAAACUGAACUGACUGUGCUCACGACCUUCACCUUUGUUCCCUCCAUUUCGAAGCGGCAGUUUUUAUUCGACUGACUGUCGCUGGCAUUUCUAUUUAAAGGAGGCAAAACAGAUGGUUUUUUUUUACAAAUGUCUUCAAUCAAUCGAAGUGAAGCAGACGUGGUUUCAUACAUGAAGAACUUUUGACACUGAUUUGCUUUGCCAAAAACUGUUAGCCCGAUGCUAACAUUGCAACUUUGCAGUAAAGGUACUGUAUAUCUGCUAAUGCAAGAUAUACCUCUAUUUUUUUACACUUGCAGAACAACACAGAUAAUGUGUUAUCCAUUAUGGGGCUCUUGUUGUGUUCUGGGUUUUCACUUCUUGUAAGUGCAACGUCUAUUUUCCCUAUUGAAAACUCUCCCGCAUAGAAAGAUCAAACUCAAAUAUGUCGCAGAAUGAUAAAAUAUGUUAUUGCAGAAAAUUGCAUAUUACCAUGACAACCAAAUGACUUUAUCAUUUCCAACCAGAAAGUCCAACAAAAGGUGCAUUUUUCUGCUACGUUUGGUUCUGACAUCUGCAGAGUUCAGAGUAAAUGAAUUAUUUUUUGUGUUUAACGAAUCAGAGGAUGUUUCUGUGUUUUCCUUCAGCUGCAGUAAACCUGUGAACUUUGGGCUUCAGAUGUGAGUUUUAAAGAACUAGUUAUCUUCUAAUGAUCUAGGUUUUGUUAAGUUUGUAUUUAAAGAAGCCCCUUUGUCUUUGACUAUAAUCAAUCAGCUCUGACGCUUCUGUUGUUUUCUCUGUAUGCCUGUUUUCCUUUCAGCGUUUCUUUUCUAUAUGUUUUGUGGCCGCUGCAGUGUUCCUGUGUCUGUUUGGGAUAUGAACCUGAUCUGAGUUUAUAUAUUUGUACCGAACGCCGAUCGAGUAUUGAAACAUUCUCCAGUGAUGUUGCAUCAACUGUGACGGGUCGCAGAUCUGAAAUCUGUUCAGUGUUUCCGGCCACCAGGUCUCAAUAAA